This is a messenger RNA of Phoenix dactylifera (date palm), 4037 nucleotides long. The record is from RefSeq and is a predicted model, not a curated record. Lineage: Eukaryota; Viridiplantae; Streptophyta; Magnoliopsida; Arecales; Arecaceae.
UCUCUCUCCCUCCACGCCCUCCACACCCCCCCCCCCUCCGCGCUUCUUCCUCCCAGGAACAAGGCGAGCCAGGGACUCCUUCUCCUGUCUCCUCUCUCCUCUCUCUCUCUCUCUCUCUCUCUCUCCCAAAAACCCUGCUCACCCACCCAAACCCUAGCUCGGAUCAGCCCUUUCCUUCUCCUCGCCCGUCCGAUCCUCGGGAAUCCACUGCCCCUUGGGUUUCCGUGGUCAUGGAUCUGCCUAGCCUCGCGGUUGUUCUCCGGGCCGCGCUUAGCCCCAAUCCGGACGAGAGGAAGGCGGCCGAGGAGAGCCUCAACCAGUUUCAGUAUGCGCCACAGCAUUUGGUGAGGUUGCUGCAGAUCAUAGUAGAUGGUAGUUGUGAUAUGGCUGUGCGCCAAGUUGCCAGCAUUCAUUUCAAGAACUUUGUGGCUAAAAACUGGUUACCUCAUGAACUUGGUGAGCCCCAAAAGAUAUCAGAAAGUGAUAAGCGCAUGGUCCGUGAAAAUAUCCUUGGAUUUAUUGUUCAAGUUCCACCACUGCUGAGAGCUCAGCUUGGUGAAUGUAUUAAAACAAUAAUCCAUGCCGAUUACCCAGAACAGUGGCCUAGUCUUCUUCAGUGGAUAAAGUGCAACUUGCAGUUGCAAGAUCAACAAAUAUUUGGAGCCUUAUAUGUUUUGAGGGUUCUAUCCAGGAAAUAUGAGUUCAAGUCCGAUGAAGAGCGAAUACCACUUUAUCUCAUUGUUGAAGAGACAUUUCCUCACUUACUGAGUAUAUACAACAAACUUGUUGAGAUUGCUAACCCUUCAGUUGAAGUAGCUGAUUUAAUCAAACUCAUAUGCAAAAUAUUCUGGUCGUCAAUAUAUUUGGAGAUUCCAAAGCAACUAUUUGAUCCCAACAUGUUCAAUGCUUGGAUGGUUUUAUUCUUGAAUAUAUUGGAAAGGCCUGUUCCUUUGGAAGGUCAACCAUCUGAUCCAGAGGUUAGGAACUCUUGGGGAUGGUGGAAGGUCAAAAAGUGGACAAUUCACAUCUUAAACCGUUUAUACACUCGGUUUGGGGAUCUAAAACUUCAGAAGCCAGAGAGUAAAGCUUUUGCUCAAAUGUUUCAGAAAAACUAUGCUGGGAAGAUUUUGGAAUGCCACCUACAAUUGCUCAAUGUUAUCCGUACAGGUGGAUAUUUACCUGAUAGAGUUAUCAACCUUAUCCUUCAAUAUCUCAGCAGCAGUAUUCCAAGAAACAACAUGUAUCAAUUGCUGCAGCCACACCUUGACAUUGUUCUUUUUGAGAUAAUUUUUCCACUAAUGUUCAAUGAUAAUGAUCAAAAAUUAUGGAAUGAGGAUCCUCAUGAGUAUGUCAGGAAGGCUAUGGUGAAUAUUAUCGAGGAUCUAUACAGCCCUCGGACUGCUGCCAUGGACUUUGUUAGUGAAUUAGUGAGAAAACGUGGUAAAGGAAACCUCCAUAAGUUCAUUCAGUUCAUUGUGGAGAUUUUAGGAGGUAUUAGAUAUGAUGAGGCAUCUGUUGAGUUUAAACCAUAUCGCCAAAAGGAUGGUGCUCUUCUUGCUAUUGGAACAUUAUGUGAUAAAUUAAAGCAAACUGAGCCCUACAAGUCUGAGCUAGAGCGCAUGUUAGUGCAACAUGCUUUCCCUGAAUUCACGAGCCAUGUUGGUCAUCUUCGAGCAAAGGCAGCAUGGGUUGCAGGGCAGUAUGCUCAUAUCAACUUUCAAGAUCAAAACAACUUUCGGAGGGCAUUUCACUGUGUUGUCUCUGGAUUGCGUGACCCAGAGCUUCCUGUCCGUGUUGAUUCAGUCUUUGCAUUGCGCUCUUUUGUUGAAGCAUGCAAAGAUCUAAAUGAGGUCCGUCCAAUUCUUCCUCAAUUGCUUGAUGAGUUCUUCAAACUCAUGAAUGAAGUUGAAAAUGAGGACCUUGUCUUCACUCUUGAGACUAUUGUGGACAAAUUUGGUGAAGAGAUGGCACCAUAUGCUAUUGGCUUAUGCCAGAAUCUAGCUGCUGCAUUCUGGAGGUGCAUGGAUACAUCUGAAGCAGAUGAGGAGGCUGAUGAUUCAGGUGCUCUGGCAGCUGUUGGUUGUUUGCGUGCCAUAGGCACAAUUCUUGAGUCUGUGAGCAGGCUUCCCCAUCUUUUUGUCCAAAUUGAGCCUACAUUAUUACCUAUAAUGCGAAGAAUGUUGACUACAGAUGGUCAAGAUGUUUUUGAAGAAGUUUUGGAAAUUGUCUCCUACGUGACGUUUUUCUCUCCAACAAUUUCAUUGGAGAUGUGGAGUCUUUGGCCUUUGAUGGUGGAUGCUCUUAAUGAUUGGGCUAUUGAUUACUUUGAAAAUAUUCUUGUUCCACUGGACAACUACAUAUCCAGGGGGACUGCACAUUUUCUAACAUGCAAAGAUCCUGACUACCAGCAAAGCUUGUGGAAUAUACUUUCAUCUAUUAUGUCGGACAAAAACAUUGAAGAUACUGAUAUUGAGCCUGCACCAAAGCUUAUUGAAGUAGUAUUCCAUAAUUGCAAAGGUCAAGUGGAUCAAUGGGUUGAGGCAUAUCUCAGGAUUACAAUUGAUCGAUUGCGACAAGCAGAAAAGCCAUUCUUAAAAUGUUUAUUAAUACAAGUGAUUGCAGAUGCUCUUUAUUACAAUGCCUCCUUGACACUUGGGAUUUUGCAUAAGCUUGGGGUUGCAACAGAAGUUUUCAAUCUCUGGUUCCAGAUGCUACAACAAGUUAAAAAGAGUGGUUUACGUGCUAAUUUUAAAAGAGAACAUGAUAAAAAAGUUUGCUCCCUAGGAUUGACUUCACUUCUUGGCCUCCCUGCGGACCAGUUACCAGGGGAAGCUUUCGAACGUAUCUUUAAAGCAACACUUGAACUACUUGUCUCUUACAAGGAUCAAGUUGCAGAGUCUAUGAAGCAAAAUGAUGUCGAUGAUGAUGAAAUGGAUGGCUUUGAAGCUGAUGAGGAAGAUGAGGAGGAAGAUGAGGAGGACAAGGAAAUGGGAGUUGAUGCUGAGGAUGGAGAUUUAGCAGACAGCCUCAAGCUCCAAAGGCUAGCUGCGGAGGCGAAAGCUUUCCCGUCGAAUGAUGAGGAUGAUGAUUCAGACGAUGAUUUUACUGAUGAUGAAGAGCUGCAAUCACCUAUUGAUGAGGUGGAUCCUUUCAUUUUCUUUGUGGAAACAGUCCAAGUUGUGCAAGCAUCCAAUUCAACUAGGUUCCAGAGCCUAAUGCAGACCUUGGACUUCCACUAUCAAGCACUUGCCAGUGGCAUAGCUCAACAUGCUGAUCAGAGAAGAGUAGAGAUUGAGAAAGAGAAGCUGGGCAGCACUACUACUCAGUGAUGAUUGUUGCUGUAGUGCAGAUUGGAUUUGUCUUGGUAUUCUUGUUGUUUACCGUUUCCUCAGCUGGGGUAGAACUGAUGUAGGUUGCAGAGUUCCAUGUAUUGGUUGGCUCUGUUCUUGAGGACCUACAGUGCCAUGGUCUUCCUGAGGUCUGAUUGUUAGGGCUUGUUCUAGGUUCCUACAAUUUUUGCUUCUCCCAUGUCAGGUGAACCGGAGAUGACAGAUUCAAGGUGAGGAAUCAUCUGUUGUCUAUGGUAGUGCUAUUAGCAUUCUUAUUGAUGGAUGUGACAGCUUCUCCGGUUGAGGUUGUCAUGCCUAAGAGUGCCUGUUGUUUUUUCCUCUUUCUGUUGUUUUCCCCUUUAGAAGUUUACAAGCUUUAUUUCUUUGGAGGAAUUUCCCUUCAUCAGCAGAUCUGUCAAGAGAAUUUUGAUUUAAGCUUUGUAGUUGUCUUUGUUUCAGACUGGGGGUUCUACCGGUAUAGAGUGUAUAUGAUAUGAUUGUUCUAUCAGGUAUACUGAGGACAACAGAGAGGCAUGUGAGAGGCUGUGUUACAUAAUUUUGUGGCGUCAAAAAUAUCUUAUUAGUUGUUGAGGUUCAGGUCGCGACCUGCAUUAGUGGUUGUAUUCAAACCAUCUAUAUUCUUUUAAUGGUCUUGAUAAUUGGAGAUUGGAUUUGUUAAGCUGGGAGUUUUCCUUUUUUCUUUUCAAA